GCGCACUGAUUGUAGCAACCACGAAUGUCCAACUAGUCUUUGGACCCCAGCAGCUGACCAGUAAGAAAAAUAAAGCUUGCACGUUACUUUUGUAUACAUGAACUGCACAUCUCAUUUUGGACAGAGAAGAUCGAAGCUUUUUCCAAAUUGCAAAUCCUCAAACUCAUUGACACUUUAUUUUAAUCCUCUCAUUAUCGUUUUCUUUUUCACUUUUUUUUUUUCUUAUUAUUUUACUCUGGAAAUUGGCCUUUGAAACUCCAAAAGCAACCGGUCUUGGCCUCGCCGAUCUGACUCACUGCGUUCGUCUUCUCGAAACUCGGUCAUUUCGUCGAUGAGUUAAGGGAGACUAUCGAUACAACGCAAUCUCCAUGGCUGCACCAGUUAACAUUAUUGUGGGCUCGCAUGUAUGGGUUGAAGAUUCAGUGCUGGCAUGGAUUGAUGGAGAGGUUUUUAAAAUCAAUGGUGAAGAAGUUCAUGUUCAAGCAACAAAUGGAAAAACAAUUGUCACAGAUAUCUCAAAAGUAUUUCCUAAAGAUACUGAAGCACCACCUGGAGGUGUAGAUGAUAUGACAAAACUAUCGUAUUUGCACGAACCAGGGGUUCUGCAUAACUUGGCUACCAGAUAUGAACUUAAUGAAAUCUAUACAUACACUGGCAAUAUCCUGAUUGCCAUAAACCCAUUUCAAAGAUUGCCACAUUUGUACGAUACUCACAUGAUGGAACAAUAUAAGGGAGCUCAAUUUGGAGAGCUUAGCCCCCAUGUUUUCGCUGUAGCUGAUGUUGCGUAUAGAGCAAUGAUUAAUGAGGGAAAGAGCAACUCAAUUCUGGUUAGUGGAGAAAGUGGUGCUGGUAAGACUGAGACAACAAAGAUGCUUAUGAGAUAUCUUGCUUAUCUGGGUGGCCGAUCCGGAGUAGAGGGACGAACAGUUGAACAACAAGUUCUGGAAUCAAAUCCAGUUCUUGAAGCUUUUGGCAAUGCUAAAACAGUUAGGAACAACAACUCAAGUCGAUUUGGUAAAUUUGUUGAGAUUCAAUUUGACAAGAAUGGGAGGAUAUCUGGGGCAGCUGUACGGACUUACUUACUUGAAAGGUCCCGUGUCUGCCAAGUUUCAAAUCCUGAAAGAAACUAUCAUUGUUUUUACCUCCUCUGUGCAGCGCCACCUGAGGUUAGAGAAAAGUAUAAGUUGGAUCACCCUAAGACAUUCCAUUACUUGAAUCAGUCCGACUGUUACAAGCUGGAUGGAGUGGAUGAUACCGAGGAGUAUCUUGCAACUAGAAGGGCUAUGGAUGUAGUUGGAAUUAGUGAGGAAGAACAGGUUUGUAUUUCUGUUAAAUUUCAGGAAAUAGUGUUCUUGCCACUGUAUUCAAAAUUUUUUAUGAGGAAUAAUUCUUUUCAGGAGGGAAUUUUUAGGGUUGUAGCGGCAAUUCUGCAUCUUGGAAAUAUUGAAUUUGCAAAGGGAGAGGAAGUUGACUCUUCUGUCCUCAAGGAUGAAAAAUCUAGGUUUCAUCUUAAUAUGACAGCUGAACUGCUAAGAUGUGAUGCCAAGAGCUUGGAGGAUGCACUGAUAAAACGUGUAAUGGUAACACCAGAAGAGGUUAUCACAAGAACUCUUGACCCUGGUUCUGCAGCAGGUAGCAGGGAUGCCUUAGCUAAAACUGUUUAUUCUCGCUUGUUUGAUUGGCUUGUGGAUAAGAUUAACUCUUCGAUUGGGCAAGAUCCAAACUCAAAAUCAUUAAUUGGAGUUCUUGAUAUUUACGGGUUUGAAAGUUUCAAGUUUAAUAGUUUUGAGCAGUUCUGUAUCAAUUUCACCAAUGAAAAACUACAACAACAUUUUAAUCAGCAUGUCUUUAAGAUGGAACAAGAAGAAUAUACCAAAGAAGAAAUCAACUGGAGCUACAUAGAAUUCGUUGAUAACCAAGAUGUGUUGGAUCUGAUUGAGAAGAAGCCUGGAGGAAUUAUAGCACUUCUAGAUGAAGCCUGUAUGUUUCCUAAAUCUACACAUGAAACAUUUGCUCAAAAGUUGUACCAGACAUUCAAAAACAACAAGCGGUUUAUUAAACCUAAGCUAUCUCGUACUAGUUUCACUAUAUCUCACUAUGCAGGGGAGGUAACUUAUCUGGCUGAGUUAUUCCUUGACAAAAACAAAGAUUACGUAGUGGCAGAACAUCAGGUGCUGUUGACAGCCUCAAAGUGCCCUUUCGUAGCAGGUCUAUUUCCUCCAUUGCCAGAGGAGUCGUCUAAAUCAUCCAAAUUUUCUUCCAUUGGGUCACGCUUCAAGCUACAACUUCAAUCUUUGAUGGAGACCUUGAAUUCAACAGAGCCUCACUAUAUCAGGUGUGUGAAGCCUAACAAUGUCCUCAAGCCUGCAAUUUUUGAGAAUGCCAACACAAUUCAGCAGUUAAGAUGUGGUGGUGUCCUUGAGGCAAUUAGGAUCAGUUGUGCUGGUUAUCCUACAAGACGAACAUUUUAUGAGUUUCUACACCGUUUUGGUGUUCUUGCUCCAGAAGUUUUAGAAGGAAACUAUGAUGAGAAGGUUGCAUGCCAAAAGAUUCUGGACAAAAUGGGAUUGAAAGGUUAUCAGAUAGGCAAGACAAAAGUGUUCCUAAGAGCUGGUCAGAUGGCAGAGCUGGAUGCAAGAAGAGCGGAGGUGUUGGGGAAUGCGGCUAGAACCAUCCAAAGGCAGAUUCGUACUUAUAUUGCAAGGAAGGAGUUUAUUGAGAUGCGCAAAGCUGCUAUUGUGUUGCAGUCUCAUUGGCGGGGUAUAUUGGCUUGCCAACUGUAUGCACAGUUGCGAAGGGAGGCUGCAGCCAUGAAGAUUCAAAAAAAUUUCCGCAAAUACACUGCCAGGAAAUCGUACGUAACAGUACAGUUGUCUGCAAUCACAUUGCAGACGGGAUUAAGGGCAAUGGUUGCUCGCAAUGAGUUUAGACUCAGAAAGCAAACAAAGGCUGCAAUUAUCAUCGAGGCUUAUUUGCGUCGCCACUUAGCUUAUUCUUAUUAUAAGAGUCUUAAGAAGGCUGCAUUGGUUUCCCAGUGCGGUUGGAGGCAAAGGGUUGCUCGUAGAGAGCUCAGAAAGCUCAAAAUGGCUGCAAGAGAAACAGGUGCCCUUAAAGAAGCAAAAGACAAACUAGAAAAGCGUGUGGAAGAACUUACAUGGCGAUUGCAGUUUGAGAAACAAUUGAGGACUAAUUUAGAAGAGGAAAAAGCCCAAGAGAUUGUUAAGUUACAGGAUGCUUUGCAUGCAAUGCAAUUACAAGUAGAAGAAGCAAAUUCCAGGGUUCUGAAAGAACGAGAGGCUGCUCGAAAAGCUAUCGAAGAGGCACCUCCUGUUAUUAAGGAAACUCCUGUUAUGAUUCAAGAUACAGAAAAGAUUGAGUCAUUAACAGCUGAGGUAGCGAGUUUGAAGGCUUUGCUUCUAUCAGAAAGACAGGCAGCUGAAGAGGGCAGGAAGGCUUCUGCUGACGCUGAGAUCAGAAAUGUGGAACUGGUUAAAAAACUUGAAGAUGCAGAGCGAAAAGUGGAUCACCUUCAAGAAUCUGUCCAGAGGCUCGAAGAGAAACUAUCCAAUUCUGAAUCUGAGAAUCAAGUACUUCGUCAGCAGGCACUGACUAUAUCACCAACAGGAAAAUCUUUGUCUGCGCGGUCCAAGACAAUGAUUAUUCAGAGGACACCUGAGAAUGGAAAUAUUCAAAAUGGAGAAAUGAAGGUUGUGUCGGACAUGACUGUUGCCUCACAUGCACGUGAACCUGAAUCAGAGGAAAAGCCUCAAAAAUCUCUCAAUGAAAAGCAGCAGGAAAACCAGGACUUGCUGAUUAAGUGUGUAUCACAGAACCUGGGUUUCUCUGGGAGCAAACCAGUUGCUGCUUGUGUCAUAUACAAAUGUCUUCUUCAUUGGAGGUCAUUUGAAGUUGAAAGGACUACUGUUUUUGACCGUAUCAUUCAAACUAUAGCUUCAGCCAUAGAGGUACAGGAUAAUAAUGAUGUCUUAGCAUAUUGGCUAUCAAAUACAUCAACAUUACUGCUACUGCUCCAACACACUCUCAAAGCUAGUGGUGCUGCAAGCUUGACACCACAACGGCGAAGAACAACAUCGGCUUCUCUUUUUGGGAGAAUGUCUCAAGGAUUAAGGUCAUCUCCUCAAAGUGCAGGACUCUCAUUUCUUAAUGGUCGAGGGCUUAGUAGAUUGGAUGACUUACGGCAGGUUGAGGCCAAGUACCCUGCCCUACUGUUUAAGCAGCAGCUCACCGCCUUCCUUGAAAAAAUAUAUGGAAUGAUGAGGGACAAUCUAAAGAAAGAGAUUUCCCCACUACUAGGGUUAUGUAUUCAGGCACCCAGGACUUCACGGGCAAGUUUAGUUAAAGGACGUUCACAAGCUAAUGCAGUUGCUCAGCAAGCUUUGAUUGCUCAUUGGCAAAGCAUAGUCAAAAGCUUGAAUAGUUAUUUGAAGAUUAUGAAAGCAAACUACGUACCUCCUUUCUUAGUCCGUAAAGUGUUUACUCAAAUAUUCUCCUUCAUAAAUGUUCAGCUAUUCAAUAGUCUUCUUCUGAGGCGUGAGUGUUGCUCGUUCAGUAAUGGGGAAUAUGUAAAAGCAGGUUUGGCUGAAUUAGAACAGUGGUGUUACGAGUCCUCUGAAGAAUAUGCGGGUUCUGCCUGGGAUGAGUUGAAACAUAUUAGGCAGGCUGUAGGGUUCCUAGUCAUACAUCAAAAGCCCAAAAAAACUCUGAAUGAAAUAACAAAGGAACUUUGUCCUGUCAGUGCCCUUACUCCUUUGAGCUACACAAAAUCUCUUCUAGAUUUGUAUUUUUCCCAUUUUUAUUUAUUAUAUUAUUUUUACAUUAUAUAUUUUUUAACUCAGGUGCUCAGCAUACAACAGUUAUACAGGAUCAGUACAAUGUACUGGGAUGACAAAUAUGGCACACACAGUGUGUCUUCAGAGGUUAUUUCAAGUAUGAGAGUCCUCAUGACCGAGGACUCAAACAAUGCUGUAAGCAGUUCUUUCCUAUUAGAUGAUGACUCGAGCAUCCCAUUCACGGUCGAUGACAUUUCCAAGUCCUUGCAGCAAGUGGACAUAGCUGAAGUCGAACCUCCAGCAUUAAUCCGUGAAAACUCAGGUUUUGGGUUCUUACUUCCACGGUCAGAGUGAUAUUCACUUGCAUGAACUUAUAUACUCAAAUAUUGUCUUUGUCUUUGCGGUGUCACCCAACGCACUACUACACAUCUGUGCAUAUAAUCUCAUUGUUUGUCACUGUUUAUGUGUACAAUGCAUUCUCCAUGGACUCAGGCUACCUUUGUUGAAGCCUGGGUAAAUUCAUUCUUUCCCUCACGUUACUUCAACAAGAGGGGCCAUAUCACUCGGUGUGAUAUUAUGCAUUCAUAGGAACAGGCACAGUGUCUGGCAAUUUCAGGCAUGCCUGUUACAGCUUUUUUUCCGUAUGUAUAUAUAUUCUUUAUAUUUUUUCAUUCAUUUUCUGAGUCUGGUUUUUUUGGUUGUUUGUGGGGUUUCUAAUGGUUUAGAGUGUUUAUUUUUUAUUUUUUUUUCCUUUUUUAUUUUUUGGGUGUAAGUGACAGUAGCUGUAUUUUAUAGGCUAUUGUUUGCUAUAGGAGGAAGUGAUUUGUAUUUGUAUGGUGUAGUUGUUUAUGUUGUUCUAAUAAAAAAUUAACUAUCCAUUGUUAAAAUUUGAA
Molecule: messenger RNA, 5683 nt
Organism: Mangifera indica (mango)
Lineage: Eukaryota; Viridiplantae; Streptophyta; Magnoliopsida; Sapindales; Anacardiaceae
Product: myosin-17
Exons: 37
Coding region: 369-5144 (1591 amino acids)
Biological process (GO): vesicle transport along actin filament; actin filament organization
Cellular component (GO): cytoplasm; vesicle; actin cytoskeleton
Molecular function (GO): actin filament binding; microfilament motor activity; ATP binding
Source: RefSeq, a predicted model, not a curated record